Messenger RNA from Prosopis cineraria, 1262 nucleotides. RefSeq names its product GATA transcription factor 21-like. The transcript is spliced from 3 exons. Gene Ontology annotation, biological process: regulation of DNA-templated transcription. The coding region runs from base 121 to 858 and encodes 245 amino acids. Gene Ontology annotation, molecular function: sequence-specific DNA binding; zinc ion binding. Lineage: Eukaryota; Viridiplantae; Streptophyta; Magnoliopsida; Fabales; Fabaceae. The record is from RefSeq and is a predicted model, not a curated record.
CCCCUCAAUACCUUUUUGGCUUUUUGCCUUCUCUCUUCCUACUUUCUUUUCAUCAAUUCAAUACCUGUGUGUCUGUGUGUGUGUGUGUGAGUCAGUUUGUGUGUUUAUGUGCGUGCAUCAAUGAUACCAACUUAUCGCUGUUCAUCAUCAUCAUCAGUCGUGUCCUCUUCCAUGUCUUCAGAUCUUAAUUAUGGACAUCAAAACCAUAUUCAACCCUCUUCUACACCUUCUUCUCCACUUUAUCAUCCAGCAGAUCGUCAUCAAUCAUCACUGAAUCACCUACAAGCAGAUGCCGAGAAGACUGCCAUGCCUUGUGGCAGAUCGAGGAAGAAAGAAGAUAAGAAUGAUCAAAUUAACGAAGGAUCAGCCAAGAUGAGAAGAACGAGGAAGACGAUGGUUUCGGAUCAAACUAUGCACAAAUUUCAAGAAGAUCAUCAGAAGCAACCGUUAUCUUCAUCUUCAUCAGCUAAUUAUAAUAUCAGUUUUAUUAGGGUUUGUGCUGAUUGCCACACCACUAAGACCCCUCUCUGGAGGAGUGGACCAACGGGCCCUAAGUCACUUUGCAACGCGUGUGGAAUUCGACAAAGGAAGGCGAGGCGGUCCAUGGCGGCAGCAGCUGGAGCUGCUCCGGCGAGAGAAAACAAAGUACACAAGAAACAGGAGAUAAAGAAGCCAUUAUUGAAGAAGAAGAAGAAGAAACGAAUGACUGAUGGAGGUGGGAAGAAGGUUGUUUUAGAGGAUUUAGCCAUAAGCUUGAGCAAGAACUUGUCUCGACAGCAAGUUUUAUUAUUCCCACAGGACGAGAGAGAAGCUGCUAUUCUGCUCAUGGUUUUAUCCUAUGGUCUCGUUCGUGGAUAAGGUUUAAUUAAUUCUCCAUCGCUAAUUCACUUUACCCAUAUCAUAUACAUAUUGCCCUUUUGUCUUGUUUGAAUUAUUACAACGUUUGUAAUUUGGUUACGCAUGUUGUUGUGUGACGUGUGUGAGGUCUUAUUGUUGGGAGCUUCGAGAAGAGGAUGAGGUGAAUAUCAGACAUACAGGAAGUGAUAAUGAUAGCGAAGAGGGGAGAGAAAAGAGAGGACAAUAAAGUUGUGGUGGUGGGUGAUAUGAGCGUACGAUAUUACUAUAUUUAGACAUUAUAUCUCGGUCUCUUUGCUCAUGUGGUUUAAUUUUUUUUAUUAUCUUUUUAGUAAAUUCAAUGAACUCUGAUCCAACACAACCCAAUUACUCAUUUCAACCCAAAUGAUGACUACUUCUUAUUUACA